UUCUUCUUCUCGCUGCUUCCCCUUCUCCCCCUUCACUCUCUUCCUCCUCCCUUUUCCCCCUUCUUAAUACUGUCGUGCAAUCAUGUCCACCACUGCCCGCGCCGACUUCGAGGCCGUCUUCCCCUCUUUGCGGGAAGACCUUCUGAACUAUGCGAAGCAGUACAAGCUGCCCCAGAACGCUCUCGAGUGGUUCGAGAAGGCUCUCAACGUCAACGUCCCCGGUGGAAAGCUCAACCGUGGUCUCUCCGUCCCCGACACCGGUCUCGCUCUCCUGAAGAAGCCCCUGACCGAUGAGCAAUUCAAGCACCUCAGUCUGCUGGGCUGGCUCACCGAGCUGCUCCAGGCCUUCUUCCUGGUCAGCGACGACAUCAUGGACGGCUCCAUCACCCGUCGUGGCCAGCCCUGCUGGUACAAGCACGAGGGAGUCGGUCUGAUCGCCAUCAACGACGCCUUCCUGCUCGAGUCCGGCAUCUACAUUACCCUGAAGAAGUACUUCCGCUCCCACCCCGCCUACAUCGACCUCGUCGAGCUCUUCCACGAGACCACCUACCAGACCGAGCUGGGCCAGCUGUGUGACCUGAUCACCGCCCCCGAGGACAACGUCAACCUCGACAACUUCUCCAUGGAGAAGUACAUGUUCAUCGUCACCUACAAGACCGCCUACUACAGCUUCUACCUCCCCGUUGCUCUGGCCCUGCACUACCUCCAGCUCGCUACCCCCGAGAACCUGCGUCAGGCCCACGACAUCCUCAUCCCCCUGGGUCAGUACUUCCAGGUCCAGGAUGACUACCUCGAUGCCUACGGUGAUCCCGCCUUCAUCGGCAAGAUCGGUACCGAUAUCCAGGAUAACAAGUGCUCGUGGCUGGUCAAUCAGGCUCUGCAGCGUUGCAACGCUGAGCAGCGCAAGGUUCUCGAUACGGCUUACGGUCGUAAGGACGCCGAGCUGGAGGCCAAGGUCAAGGCCCUGUACAAGGAGCUCGACCUGGAGAAGAUCUACAAGGAAUACGAGGAGAGUGUUGUGGGUGAAAUCCGCACCAAGAUCAACAGCAUCAACGAGUCGGAGGGUCUGAAGAAGGAGGUCUUCGAGGCCUUCCUUGCGAAGAUCUACAAGCGCACUAAAUAAGCAAAGACUUUCGGCGAUUUUUCUUCGGAGGAAUGAUAUACCCGCCUACCCUUCUCCGCCGCGUCUUCUUUAAUCCUACAUAAUAAUAUCCCCGUACAUUGUGCCCUACAUACCCCCAUCGAGAUAGAUUAGCUGAACUUGAG
Messenger RNA from Aspergillus costaricaensis CBS 115574, 1266 nucleotides. RefSeq names its product bifunctional (2E,6E)-farnesyl diphosphate synthase/dimethylallyltranstransferase (gene erg20). Gene Ontology annotation, molecular function: (2E,6E)-farnesyl diphosphate synthase activity; dimethylallyltranstransferase activity. The transcript is spliced from 2 exons. Gene Ontology annotation, biological process: trans, trans-farnesyl diphosphate biosynthetic process. Lineage: Eukaryota; Fungi; Ascomycota; Eurotiomycetes; Eurotiales; Aspergillaceae. Gene Ontology annotation, cellular component: cytoplasm. The coding region runs from base 83 to 1123 and encodes 346 amino acids. The record is from RefSeq and is a predicted model, not a curated record.